CUUCUCCAUUCAGCUGAAAGUCGCCAGAGUAGACCAUAAUAACUAUACGAACUGAACUAACCUAUUUCUGUUUUCGAUUUUCUCGCUCUUCUCUCUCUCUCUCUCUCUCUCUCUCUCUCUCACUAAACACUCCAAGUUCUCUCUCAGGUUAGAGUAGCACCGUAGCCUCCCUUUUGCAUUCCCGCUUUCUGUUUUCCCUUCGCUCUCUCGCUCUAUCUCUUCUUCAAAUUUUCAACUCGACAAAACCAAUUCUGGUUUUCUCUGUGUACAGUUCGUUACCGACAAUUUUUUUUUUCUGGAAUUUGCUGCUAGAGAUUGCUUUUUGGGGGUUUCGCAAGUUCACAAUUAGAGGUGAUAGUGGUGACUUUGUGGUUUUGGGGUGGUUGCAGAUUUGGUAAUCAAGGUAAUUAUUGGAAGAGAGUGCAAAUGCAGAGGCCGACGAGCGACGCAAUUAGUAUGGGGAAAAGGACUCUGGAGGGUGGUGAAGAUGAGCAGCCUGAACGAAAGAGGCCUGCUCUUGCUAGUGUAAUUGUGGAAGCUCUCAAGGUGGACAGUUUGCAGAAGCUUUGCUCAUCUUUAGAACCUAUUCUUCGUAGAGUUGUGAGUGAAGAAGUGGAGCGUGCUUUGGCAAAGUUAGGUCCUGCAAGACUUAGCGGAAGGUCUUCUCCUAAAAUGAUCGAAGGUCCUGAUGGCAGAAACUUACAGCUACAGUUUAAGUCCCGGCUGUCUCUUCCCCUAUUCACAGGAGGAAAAGUGGAAGGCGAGCAGGGGGCUCCUAUUCAUGUUGUUCUGAUCGAUGCCAAUAAUGGAAAAGUUGUAACAUCUGGACCUGAAUCCUGUGUGAAGCUUGAUGUUGUUGUCCUUGAAGGCGAUUUUAACAAUGAAGAUGAUGAAGAUUGGACUCAAGAAGAUUUUGAAAGCCAUGUGGUGAAAGAACGUGAAGGAAAGAGACCUUUGUUGACUGGGGAACUGCAAGUGACACUCAAGGAAGGAGUUGGAACAUUGGGGGAACUGACAUUUACAGAUAAUUCAAGCUGGAUAAGGAGCCGUAAAUUCAGGCUUGGCCUGAAGGUUGCAUCAGGUUUUUGCGAGUCCAUACGCAUUCGUGAAGCUAAGACAGUGGCUUUCACAGUUAAAGAUCAUAGAGGAGAAUUAUAUAAGAAGCAUUAUCCUCCUGCGUUGAGUGAUGAGGUGUGGAGAUUGGAGAAGAUAGGCAAGGAUGGGUCAUUUCACAAGAAGUUGAAUAAUGCAGGAAUAAUCACAGUUGAAGACUUUCUUCGGCUUGUGGUUAAAGAUCAACAGAGUUUGCGGAAUAUUCUUGGGAGUGGUAUGUCAAACAAGAUGUGGGAGGCUCUCUUAGAGCAUGCAAAGACCUGUGUUCUAAGUGGGAAGCUCUAUGUUUAUUAUCCAGAAGAUACAAGAAAUGUUGGUGUUAUCUUUAACCACAUUUAUGAGCUGCGUGGCCUUAUAACUGGAGAACAAUACUUUUCUGCUGAUUCUCUCACUGAUAGCCAGAAGGUUUAUGUAGAUUCAUUGGUGAAGAAGGCGUAUGACAAUUGGGAUCAGGUUGUAGAGUAUGAUGGCAAAUCACUUGUGAAUGCUAAGCAGAAUAAUGGAUCUGUUGAAUCAGAAAAUGAACUUCAUUUAGAGUCAAUUGAUUAUGGUAGUGCUUUAGAUCAUCAACUGCAACUGCCGGUCCUCCCAAUGUCUGUUCCUUCUGAGCAGCAAAUGCAUUCAGGGAUGCCAGUUGGAGGUUAUAACGAUAGUAUGACAACAAGAUAUCCAACCCAGUCAGUGAUUGCAAACUCCAACUCCCGGAGCCAUUUCGACAGCUCAUUAUAUCUGUCUAAUGACCAGCUAAUCAGCAGUGCUCACCAAACCCAUAGCACUAGAAAUGAUCAUGGCACGGUUGGGUUAGCUCUUGGUCCUCCUCAAUCAUCGACGUCAGGGUUCCAUGCUGGCAGCGCUUCUAUUCAGCCAUCUACCCAAAAUCCUUUUGAUGAUUGGUCACACAAUAGGGAUAGGGGGGUUGAUGAAUUGUUUUCAGAAGAAGAAAUCCGCAUCAAAAGUCACGAGAUGCUAGAGAAUGAAGAUAUGCAGCACUUGCUUCGCCUCUUCAGCAUGGGAGGUCAUGCCUCCAUGAAUGCUGAGGAUGGCUAUUCGUUCCCAUCAUUCAUGCCAUCACCGAUGCCAAACUACGAUGAGGAUCGCUCUCGUCCAGGAAGAGCUGUUGUGGGAUGGCUGAAGAUCAAGGCAGCAAUGAGGUGGGGUUUCUUUAUCAGGAAGAUAGUAGCUGAGAAGCGGGCACAGCUAGAGGAGUUAGAUGAAUAGGUUGUUUGGACAAUGGUUGCAGGCUUAAUAGAUAUGCAAAUCUAGUUGCCUUCAUCAGUGCCAACCGAAUUGUGCAGUCCAUGGUAAUGACAUUCUUGAUUUAUGCAUCUGUGUAUUUGACUUGACAGCUCAUUUGUCUAGUAUUCUGUACAGUAUGUUGAAGCUUAGGAAAAACCGUGAUUGUCAUUUGUUUUUCACUUUCAUGUUAAUGCUUCUCUCUUGUAACCUUUCCAUUGGCUCUGGGCUUGUAGUUAUGAUGUGAUAACAGAACACCUGUCAUAUUUGAGAUGAUAACUUAGAUUUGUCGUCUCACUUGAUUAAUGUAUAUUAAUUAUGAUCUACGUAA
Messenger RNA from Gastrolobium bilobum, 2677 nucleotides. Its product is annotated as calmodulin-binding protein 60 B. The transcript has 9 exons. Gene Ontology annotation, cellular component: nucleus. The record is from RefSeq and is a predicted model, not a curated record. NCBI's taxonomy places the organism in Eukaryota, Viridiplantae, Streptophyta, Magnoliopsida, Fabales, Fabaceae. Gene Ontology annotation, biological process: regulation of salicylic acid biosynthetic process. Bases 427 to 2331 code for a protein of 634 amino acids. Gene Ontology annotation, molecular function: calmodulin binding; sequence-specific DNA binding; DNA-binding transcription factor activity.